AUGGGCCAAAGUCCAAUCUUUGAGAUGAUUGCCAUCUCAAAGAGGGAAUUGUACGCAGAAAAGGUUGCGCGGGACGAGGAAAGCGAGCCACUGUCAUACUACGAAGAAGACGAAAGACAGACACUGGUCAUCAGAGGCAAGUCAUAUGUCAUUUUGAAGUGCCAUGUCGAAGAGUAUCCUCUCUUGGUCGAAGGCGAUAUUCACGGAACUGCCGGUCAUACCGUGGUCCAUUUUCUAUACACGGGUAAUUACCAGACGAUCGAUUCGCCCCCAGAUUCGCCCUUCGAGCUAUAUGUGAGCUUCAAUGAGCGAGAGUUCCAACGAAGUGUUUAUGUCUACCUGGCAGCAAGAAACUGCCACCUCUCCGGCCUCGUAACACUUGCCUGCGAGCGAAUUGUGGAAUACAGCACAGAGAUACCCAUGCUUGAAGUACUGCGUUGGACAGCGGAGAUAUUCCCCAAGCUUCCCAAAAAUGAAGUCUGGCUUCAGACCUUCGUGGGAACGAUGCUGCGGCGGUCAGCUAAGCAAGGCGAUUGGAAUCUCGAUUUUGACGAUAUGUCUAAAAUGCUUGCAAAGAAUCAUUCUUUCUUCAAAGCUAUCUCUAACCACAUGUUUGAUCACUUGGACUGGACCGCUGGAUAUUUGGAACUAUUUGGAACCGAGCGCCGCUAUGAACUGGCCAAAAUUCUCCGCUUGUUCACCAAGCAGCGGUGUGUUGCCUGUCAAAAGCGUCCAGCUCCUGAAUCAGAUGCCGCUGAGAAACAUACUGAGACCCACGGGACUGCAAAUCUCGAAGAGAGCCAGGAUCAGGCCUUGCCAGACAUGGCAAAUGCUGUUAGCGACAGAAAAGAAACCACAACAAGAACAAAAAGGCGAAGAAGGGCGUGA
Penicillium brevicompactum is the source of this 888-nucleotide messenger RNA. RefSeq lists its product as uncharacterized. The transcript has 2 exons. The coding region runs from base 1 to 888 and encodes 295 amino acids. Lineage: Eukaryota; Fungi; Ascomycota; Eurotiomycetes; Eurotiales; Aspergillaceae. The record is from RefSeq and is a predicted model, not a curated record.